Rangifer tarandus platyrhynchus (Svalbard reindeer) is the source of this 309-nucleotide messenger RNA. NCBI's taxonomy places the organism in Eukaryota, Metazoa, Chordata, Mammalia, Artiodactyla, Cervidae. The record is from the annotation of a GenBank genome assembly.
AUGGGCAUUUCAGGAGGAAGGGCUGGGGAGAGGCUUAUUAUAAGAUCUGGGCUCAGACUGAAUGAUGGGCAGGGAGGAACCAGGGAAAACGAGGGCUAUUCUGGAUUGCAUGUGAACACGAAGUGGGGCCCAUUUAGUAAGUUAUAUCUCAGCCAUCUCCCAGGCAGGAGGAAAGAAGCAGGGCUGAGGAUGUCAUCUACAAGGCAAUCACUAAAAGGCAGUCACUUUGUUUAUGGCAUGGCCUGGGGAGAAACACUGCGUUCUGUGUUGCCAUGGGGCAACACCCCCCUUGCCAUGGGGCUUGCCUGA